CGCGAGGUGACGUCACUACUAGGCGCGGCGCGGUGCUGCCAUGGCGGCGGCAGAGGAGGCGGAGGCCGCGGCGCCGCCGCAGAAGCGCUUCUACCGGCAGCGCGCGCACUCGAACCCGCUGGCCGACCACACCCUGUGCUACCCCUCCCGCCCGCAGGACAUGGACUGGGCCUCGCUCUUCCCGACGUUCUUCCCGCCCGACGCCCCCCCCGGGACCCCCCCGGCCCGCGUGGAGUUCGCAGACGUGGGGUGCGGCUACGGGGGGCUGCUGGUGGCGCUGGCCGAGCGCUUCCCGCAGACGCUGGCGCUGGGGCUGGAGCUGCGCGGGAAGGUGGCCGCGUUCACCCGCGCGCGGAUCCGGGCGCUGCGGGCGGCGCAGCCCGGCCGCUUCGGCAACGUGGCCUGCGUCAGGGGCAACGCCAUGAAACACCUGCCCCACUUCUUCCGCCGCGCACAGCUCUCCAAGCUGUUCUUCCUGUUCCCUGACCCCCAUUUCAAGCGCACCAAGCACAAGUGGAGAAUCAUCAGCCCGGCCAUGCUGGCCGAGUACGGCUACGUGCUGCGCCCCGGGGGCCUGGUGUACACGGUGACAGACGUGCCCGAGCUGCACCAGUGGAUGCUGCAGCAUUUUGGGGAGCACCCCCUGUUUGAGCCCCUGCCCCCCGCCCAGCUGGCCGCGGACCCGCUGCUGCCGCUGCUGCCGGCCGUGACCGAGGAGGGGCAGAGGGCGCGGCGGGCCGGGCGCCCCCCCUGCACCGCCGUGUUCCGCCGCCGCCCCGACCCCCCCGCGGCGGCGCCGUGAGCGCGGGGAGGGGCCGGACCCCUCCCUGCCCCAGCCCCGCUUUGUAAUAAAAGCCACAAAAUGUC
Vidua macroura (Pin-tailed whydah) is the source of this 867-nucleotide messenger RNA. It is a transcript of the gene METTL1, whose product is annotated as methyltransferase 1, tRNA methylguanosine. The coding region runs from base 41 to 802 and encodes 253 amino acids. Gene Ontology annotation, cellular component: tRNA methyltransferase complex. Gene Ontology annotation, molecular function: tRNA (guanine(46)-N7)-methyltransferase activity. The record is from RefSeq and is a predicted model, not a curated record. The transcript has 6 exons. Lineage: Eukaryota; Metazoa; Chordata; Aves; Passeriformes; Viduidae. Gene Ontology annotation, biological process: tRNA methylation; RNA (guanine-N7)-methylation.